This is a messenger RNA of Fusarium vanettenii 77-13-4, 1404 nucleotides long. RefSeq lists its product as uncharacterized. The transcript has a single exon. Gene Ontology annotation, biological process: transmembrane transport. NCBI's taxonomy places the organism in Eukaryota, Fungi, Ascomycota, Sordariomycetes, Hypocreales, Nectriaceae. The record is from RefSeq and is a predicted model, not a curated record. Gene Ontology annotation, molecular function: transmembrane transporter activity. Gene Ontology annotation, cellular component: membrane. The coding region runs from base 1 to 1404 and encodes 467 amino acids.
AUGUCGCCUGUUCCCCAAAAGACUGACCAUCGAUUCAUAGUCAAGAAACUGGACAUGUUCCUCUUGCCCUUCCUCUCUCUCAUGUACUUCUUCAACGCCGUUGACCGCUCCAACCUGGGCAACGCAAAGACAGACGGUUUGGAAGAGGACCUCAACUUCAAGGGCAACGAGUACAGCCUUCUCAUCCUGCUCUUCUACAUCCCCUUUGGCACCCUGGAUCUCCCACUCAACCUGCUCACCAAAAAGUUCUCUGCAAAGUGGGUUCUGCCCACAUUGAUGGUCGGCUGGGGCGGCAUUGCCACCGUGCAGAUUGCUUGCAAGAACUUUGCCGGUAUUCUUGUCCUGCGCCUGAUUCUGGGUGCAUGCGAGGCUGGUUUCUUCGCCGGUGUCGUCUUCUACUUCACUUUGUUCUACCGUCGUUCUGAGCUGGGUUUCCGGAUCGCCAUCUUCUUCGGCAGCGCCCUGCUGGCGGCUGCCUUUAGUGGUGCCAUCUCCUACGGUGUCUUUCAGAUCGAGGGAACCAAACUGCAGGGCUGGCAGUGGCUGAUGCUUAUCGAAGGCGUUUUGACCGUCAUCGUUGGUGCCAUCUCCUUCUUCUGGCUGCCUGCCUCCCCAGCCACGGCGUGGUUCUUGAACGACCGAGAGAAGGCUGCAGCUCGCGCCCGAACCCUUCGUGAUGGCUCGAAUGCGGUCGAGACAAAGUUUUCCUGGAAGGAGUGUUUCUCCACGUGGAAAGACUGGAAGUUUGGUCUGUGGUGCAUCAUCAACUUCACGUAUCCCGUCGCCUUUGCAACUACAUCCAACUUCCUGCCACAGAUUGUUCAGCGACUGGGAUACUCAGUCAUCAAGACCAACUUGUAUACGGUUGCACCCAACGCUGUUGGAUUCGUUGUGCUCCUCGUCGUCGCCAAGUCUUCUGAUUACUUCCACGAGCGAACAUUCCACGUCUUGGGGGCAUUGGCUACAUCACUGGUUGGCAUGAUCAUCCUCAUCACUAUCGACGUCUUGAGCCACCGGGCCGUGGCUUACUUUGCCUGCUUCCUCAUGGCUUCCGGCUCUUACAUUCCUUCCUGUCUCAUCCAGUCGUGGCACAAUAACAACAAUCUGAAUGAGAGCAGCCGAGCCGCAACCACUGGUCUGCUUGUCGGCUUGGGCAACUUUGCAGGAAUCAUGUCGGCUGCUACAUUCCGCACUGAGUAUGCGCCCAAGUAUAUCCCUACUCUGAUCCUCACUUGCUGCUGCAAUGUCAUUGCCAUGACUGGGAUUGUGAUUCUGGGUGGGUGGAUGAAGAUGGAGAACCGCAGGAGGAACAAGGUGCAGGGCGUGAAUCUUCGGGCUCAGGAUGUCGAUACUUCAGAGCUUCCUGAUGGAGAGAAGUCUCCCAAGUUCCGAUUCUUCACUUAG